This is a messenger RNA of Closterium sp. Yama58-4, 882 nucleotides long. Lineage: Eukaryota; Viridiplantae; Streptophyta; Zygnematophyceae; Desmidiales; Closteriaceae. The record is from the annotation of a GenBank genome assembly.
AUGGCUAGAAAUCUUAUCUUCGUGCUCGUCGCUCUCCUAGCAACCACGACCCUCUGCCACGGAGCCCGGCCGUUCCUCACAGCGCUACUGACCUCCGAUCCCUAUGCCGCGCUAGCCGUUGUUGAGGCGGGGAACGAUCGACCGAAGAAUCAAAUAGCAGAGGCAGAUGUGGUCGCUGCUGACAGCGAUAACACUGCCAGCGUUGCCGGAGCUACAGAAAUCGUCUCGACUGCCGCUGAUAACGACAACGUGGCAUCAGCAAUCCAUGGGACGAUGACAGCUGACGUGGACAGCGAUUCCGUCGGAUUCUUGACGGCAUCCGUCUCCCUGCCAGGUUCUGACAACGUCAUCGCCGCAUUGAACGUUCCGCGCAGAAAAGGCUCCUUGGUCUCCGUCAUCGACGACCCCACCGAUGACACUGCAUCUGUCGGCGCAUCCACAUCUGCUGCCGUUAUCGAUGCUGACCUGAGCGAUAAUACCGCGUCUGCUGCGACAACGGUGAAAUUCGACGACCCCACCGAUAACACCGCCUCUGUCGGCGCAUCCGCCGCGUCUGCUGCUGUUAUCGUGGAUGACCUCGGCGAUAACACCGCGUCUGCUGUCGCGACGACGGCGACCGUCGACGACCCCACGGAUAACACCGCGUCUGUCGCCACAUCUGCUGCGACCGUCAUCGACGACCCCACGGAUAACACCGCGUCUGUCGCAUCUGCCGCAACUGUCGUCGACGAUCCCACCGAUAACACCGCGUCUGCGCGGGAGGGGGCAACCACGACGGCGUACGUCUCCCUUCCCGGGUCAGACAACGAAAUCUAUGCGUACCGCGUUCCUGCUCGCCGGGAAGGCAUGCUGGUCGUCGUGAACGGCGAGGGCAGCAGCUAA